Messenger RNA from Eupeodes corollae, 1574 nucleotides. RefSeq names its product probable proline--tRNA ligase, mitochondrial (gene ProRS-m). Gene Ontology annotation, molecular function: ATP binding; proline-tRNA ligase activity. The record is from RefSeq and is a predicted model, not a curated record. Bases 195 to 1553 code for a protein of 452 amino acids. The transcript is spliced from 8 exons. NCBI's taxonomy places the organism in Eukaryota, Metazoa, Arthropoda, Insecta, Diptera, Syrphidae. Gene Ontology annotation, cellular component: mitochondrion; cytoplasm. Gene Ontology annotation, biological process: prolyl-tRNA aminoacylation.
AGCUCGCCUCAGCCGCUACUCCACCUACUCCUACAGUGCUGUUCUUCUACUUCUACUUCUAGAAUGACUCCCUUGGUUUUGAUUUAUGUGACUCCUAGGCUCACGUAAUUAUUGACAGUGACAAAUUUUGAAUUCUUCGAAUCAGCUUACAAAAAUUCACAUUAAACAAUUUCAAAUACUCGAUUCAAUUUAAAAUGAAUCGAACUAGCAAAUUGUUCUGGCCAGUCAUAGUGACACCUAAAGAUGCUGUUGUGAAAUCCUCUGAAAUCACAUCACGAAGUCAAAAGUUAAUGCUGGAAUUGGGUCUCAUCAAAUCAUCGAAUAAUGGAACAUUUCAAAUAUUACCCUUGGCUCAGAAAGCCCUCGACAAAUGUAUUGCUUUGGUCAACAAGCACAUGAAUUCAAUUGAAGCUCAGAAGAUCUCACUGCCUGUUUUAACUUCAAGUGGUCUUUGGAAGAAAACGGGGCGACUUGAUCAGGGUGUAGGAGAAUUCUAUCUCGUUAAGGAUAGACAUGGCAAAGAGCACUUACUAAGUCCGACUCACGAAGAAGCUGUAACAUCAAUGCUUGCUAGUGCAGCCCCAAUCUCCUACAAACAGUUGCCACUACGUUUGUAUCAGAUUGGUCCAAAAUUUCGAGAUGAAUUGAAGACCCGCUUCGGACUUUUGCGAGCUAAAGAAUUUAUCAUGAAAGAUUUAUACACAUUUGAUAGAAAUAUCGAAGAAGCUCAGAAAACCUAUGAACAAGUCAGCGAGGCAUAUUUAUCAUUCUUCAAGAAAUUGGAUGUUCCUUUUGUCAAAGUCGUUGCCAGCACUGGUAUCAUGGGCGGAAGUGUCUCACACGAAUAUCAUUUUGUUUCGCGGACAGGAGAGGACCGAAUUUUCCAGUGCGAGGCUUGCCAUUAUUCGUCAAAUGAAGAGGUCUCUGGGGAGAUACGAAAAUGCCCAAAAUGUCAGUCAUCGAUAGAAGAAGCACGAGGAAUAGAGAUUGGCCACACAUUCCUCCUGCAGGACAAGUACUCUAAGCCACUUGGUGCCACCUUCCUACAGGCCAAUGGAAAACCUCAAAACUUAUCUAUGGGGUGCUAUGGCAUCGGUAUAAGUAGGCUCCUAGCAGCAUCCUUAGAAGUGAAAUCGUCAGAAAAUGAACUCAAAUGGCCAAAGCUUCUUGCACCGUUUGACGUUUGCAUAAUCUCUGCUAAGGAAGGAAGCAAAGAGCAAAAUGCAUCUUUUAAAUACGAGGAAGAACUCUACAACAACAUAACAAAGAUUUGUGACCCUGACGAUAUCAUCCUGGAUGACAGAAGACAUCUGACGAUCGGCAAACGACUAAUGGAAUCGAAGAGAAUGGGCUAUCCACUCAUCGUUGUGAUAGGCUCAAAGGUUAUGCAGAACCCUCCACUUAUCGAGCUAUAUAUUGAUGGAAUCGGCAGAGACGUAGAAACUCCUGAGCUCCUGCGAGAGAUAAACGCCUAUGUGAUGUCAAAAACACAGCUCAUGAAUGAAGAACAUAGAGAUAAUAGUUUUGAUCGUAUUUUAUCUUAUAAGCAAUAAACAAUAAAUGUAAAAAAUGGA